AGGGUUUCGACCCCAAUUUUCUUAGAUAAACUAUGCCUAUGGAGAAUUGCUGAAGUCCUCAAAAGCUGCUACGCGUUGUUGGGGACCCAACUUAUAUCUGUAAAUGCCCAAGUAAUUAACGGUGUAAUUACACGACUAUCUUUGGCUUUGAGUAUAUAUAUCUUUGUUUUAAUGAACUUUAAUCUCUCUCUCGAUAUAUCAUCUUCGGUCAUAGAACUCAAUGGCGACACACGACUUCGAUUUCACUGAUCCCUAUGGAAAUAAAGAUAGAAAAAGUUUGUACUCAAACCAAGAUAACUAUUUCAAUAAUUGGUCUUCACUUACUCAAUCAGAGGAAGUUGUUGAGGAGCUUUCUAUUCAACAGACUAAAUACGACCAUCGGAGUCUGCCUUCUUUGAGAACUGCCGAAGCCGAGGCUGCUGAGUGGAAUGAGUUGGAGAGAUGGGGGAACCAAGAGUUGCAGCAUAAUGGCACUCGCAUUAGAGGAAUUAUAACUUACAAAUCAGGGAACUUGCCCGGUGUUUUGUCAUUCUCUGUAAUAGAGAUUCUCAUGAUGGUUGUGGCUUCGUUUGUUCCAAACUUCUUGACUGGUCUUUUCACUGGAGCUGGCCUUAUUGGAAUCAUCAUGACGUCUUCUGGAUUCUCCCGUCUUCUUCCUGAUCUUCCCAAAAUCUUUUGCCGUUUCUCGAUUUCCUACACGAUUUCUUACAUGAUUUUUGGAUCUUGGGCCAUCAAGCUAGGGCACAACAACAAUUUUCUCGGGCCUCUAUCACCGGACGAGCCGAAAAUGACAGGAGAAGAAAUGAAUAUGAAUGAAUUUGGAGUAAAGGUGACGCAUUCAGGAUGGUGGGGCUUCCCUGAGAUUGUGAUAGCAAUCCUUGUGUGUACCUGGCUUCUUUUCUUCGUGGCCCAAAAGCUGAAGGAGAGAGCACGACCAGCUUCAAGGGUGAUUCAGGCGAAAGUUUAUUUUAAUGUGCAGCUUUCAUAAUAUCAGCAUUAUCAUCUAUGAGAUCUGGUUAUCUAUUUAAGAUCAGCAUUGUCAUUGUUGGAAUAAGUUUUCUUUACCAAACUCUAAACCCAAAUGUUCCACUAUUGAAACUUUUUUUUGUUUUUCCUCCUGUUUUUUAGCAACAAAAUGUAGGGAUAUCUGUUUUUUUCUUGUGAUGACUGUGAAUAAAGAAGAAAAGAGAUUUGUACUCAAUCUUACUUUGAUUGAUACA
This is a messenger RNA of Arabidopsis thaliana (thale cress), 1220 nucleotides long. RefSeq names its product ABC transporter-like protein. The transcript has 5 exons. Bases 221 to 988 code for a protein of 255 amino acids. NCBI's taxonomy places the organism in Eukaryota, Viridiplantae, Streptophyta, Magnoliopsida, Brassicales, Brassicaceae. The record is from RefSeq and is marked reviewed.